This is a messenger RNA of Paecilomyces variotii, 1510 nucleotides long. RefSeq lists its product as hypothetical. NCBI's taxonomy places the organism in Eukaryota, Fungi, Ascomycota, Eurotiomycetes, Eurotiales, Thermoascaceae. The coding region runs from base 467 to 1219 and encodes 250 amino acids. The transcript has 2 exons. The record is from RefSeq and is a predicted model, not a curated record.
UCUCCAGCAGUUCACAUCAUGGCCGGUUAUGAGAGCAAGAUAGCUCAACUCUGUGCCCAUCAUCAGCAGAAAGGAAGCAACCUCAUCUCUCCACCGGUCCAUUCUGUCUUUUCUGCUACUCGCCACUCAAGAGGCUCUCAGUCGCUUCAAGGCCCGCUUGUUGACGUAUCGUCCCUCAUUCGCUGCAGGCUGUCUCUCGUAUUAGAGUACUUCUUUGCCGUAAGGAUGACAUCAGGACAGCCCAGCCCCCAGAGCUACACUGCUUCUCGGAGACCUUCCUUACCUUUCUCUACUCAUGGAUAAGAUAUACUUAUAUCUCCAGAUUGCCCUCUUCCACCAUCAAGACUCACAGAGAAAUACCACAGUGGACAGAUAUCUAUAUCUUCCUACUCAACAACAGCAUUACCACAAGAUAUCACGACUUUUUUUGAUCUGAGAUACCAGUACCCUUUGAACUACGUACAAAAUGGAUCUUCAGGGCACUCCCAUCGGAAACACUACCACCGGCACCAAGGUCACCUCUGACCCUGAACGCUACAACAGACCCGUCCAGGAGAAGCCUGGUGCCAUUGCCAAUGACUCUCUCGCUGCUGAAUCUGUGAAGCAGGGCGGUGCUUUCCAGCGAAACGCUGAUGCCGCUCCUCUCGAUGUCUCCGGCAGCAGCUCGACCCUGAACAACACCAACACUUCUGGAGCCAGCCAGCUCUCUUCUAGCCGUGAUGCCGCCACCAGAGACCCCGACAACAAGGAGAGAUACCCUGACAGCCUGGGUGGCCAGGGCAGCUUCCCCGGAGCUCAUGUUCCUGAAACCGGCUACGUCGGCGGCCCUACCAGCGCUAAGAAGAAUCUCGGUAUCGGACAGGAGGGUUACCCUGCCUCUGAGAAGGGCCGCCAGCCUGCCGAGGCUAGCGGCAGCGGCGUCAGAAGCUCUCACUAUGGCGGACCUGCCCCGUCGUACAUUGAACCCGUUAUCCACAACCCUGGCAACACCAAGCCCAAGGGUCAGAACCUGAAGGAGGGUGGAUUCACCGACAAGAAGAACGCUAGCUGGAACACCGACAUUGGUAGCAGGAACGACCCUGGCCGUCUGGCUGAGAACAAGUUCGAACGCUACAACAAGGAAAGUGGCAUUGAUGCUGGCUACACCAAGCAGAGUAGCCGUGAGGACCCCAGCAGCGCCCAGCCCUAUGGUGCUCUCCGCAAUGAGGAGAGCAUCUAAGCGUCUUCCUCAAGAACUAUAAUGACAUUAUGAGGGAUACGCACAAUUAUUUACAUGUUUCAGAAAAUCACAAAUCUGCGAUGAAUCUUGUUGAAGUUGGGCAAUUCAGGGGUACAUACUUUGGCAUAUUUUAAUUGUUGAUUUUGUUUUUCCAUCCUGUCCUGCUGGUAUUUUCGGGACAGAAAUCGCCAAUGGCUCCUAUAUAUUGCUGGUACGUUAUAUCCAUACCAGAUGUAUCAAUAGAAAUGCAUAAUCAAAAAUAAAUUAAAAUCCCAUUAUGGAAAUUAUGCA